This is a messenger RNA of Cuculus canorus (common cuckoo), 2991 nucleotides long. RefSeq names its product carboxylesterase 5A. The transcript is spliced from 13 exons. The record is from RefSeq and is a predicted model, not a curated record. Lineage: Eukaryota; Metazoa; Chordata; Aves; Cuculiformes; Cuculidae. The coding region runs from base 903 to 2666 and encodes 587 amino acids.
UUUACCUCAGUAAUAGCAUGUUAUACGGAAUGACACUUGGGGCGGUGCUUUCCUGCUUAUAGUUUUCUUCACUGACAUUUUAAAUACUAUGUUUAGCUGCACUGGACUACUAGUCUACUGUUCCAAAUGCUCCUGUGGGAAAUUAUUUGUUUCUUUUGUCAAAUUAUGUAAAAAAACUUGCAAACUUAAAGAAACCAGGGUGACAGAAUGUAAUGGUGACCUAUUUUGCUCUGUACACUCCUACGACUGUUAAUUUACUGCUAGUAAACCUCUCUAAGUUUUAGAAACAAAUAACCCAUAGAAUCACAGAAUGGCUUCUAUUGGAAGGGACCACAAAGCCCACCCAGUUGCACACCCCUGCAGUGAGCAGCGACAGCUUCAACAGACCAGGUUGCUCACAUCCUUGUCCAACCUGACCUAGAAUGUUUCCAAGGAUAGGGCUUCUACCACCACUCUGGACAACCUGUGCCAGUGUUUUGCCAUCCUUCGCAUAAAAAAAUUCUUCUUAAAAUCCAGUCUAAAUCUCCCCUCUUUCAGUUUAAAACCAUUCUCCCUUGUCUUAAGGCAACAGGCUCUGCUAAGACGUUUUUCCCAUCUUUCUUUUAAGCUCCCUUUCAGUACUGGAAGCUGCUCUAAGGUUUUUAUGGAACCUUCUCUUCUCCAGGCUGAAGAACCCAAACUCCCUCAGUCUCUUUUCAUGGCAGAGGCAUUCCAGGCUUUGAUAAUUUGAUUUAGACUAGACAUAGGGAAGAAUUUCUUCACCACGAGAGUGGGGAGGCCCAGGUUGCCCAGGGGCUGCGGCUGCCCCAUCCCUGGAGGGGUUCCAGGCCAGGCUGGAUGGGCCUUGGGCAGCCUGAGCCAGUGGGAGGUGUCCCUGCCCGUGUUAGGGGGAUUGGAACUGGAUGAUCUUUAAGGUCCCUUCCAACCCAAACUAUUCUAUGAUUCUAACAAAAAGACAGGGGAAAAGGACAUUCGCGCCAAUGCCAGCGCAUUGGACUCUGGACUCACUCCCCCAGCUCCGUGUCCCUCCCGAGGCUCCAGAAGUUCCAGGAUGGAACAAUGCUGAGCCAGAAGUGACUAUCGCACUUGGACGGCUCAAAGGGAGACAGACACAUGUGAAGGGGACAGACAGACUUGUAAAUGCUUUCCUUGGGAUUCCUUUUGCAAAACCACCUCUUGGACCCUUGAGGUUUUCCCCACCUGAACCACCUGAACCCUGGAAUGAUCUGAGAGAUGCAACUUCUUACCCACCGAUAUGCCCUCAAGAUCUGUCCCUGUUGAAAACAGCUGAAAGAAACUUUAAAGAAAAACACCUUUCAUUCCGCACUUCUGAAGACUGUUUGUAUCUAAAUGUUUACAGCCCUGCUGGUUCAGACAAAAAGGACAAGCUACCGGUGAUGGUGUGGAUCCAUGGAGGCAAUUUUAUAUUUGGUGGUGCUUCUAGGUAUGAUGGUUCUGCACUAUCAGCCUACGAGAACAUUGUGGUAGUAAUAAUUCAGUACAGACUUGGACUCCUUGGAUUCUUCAAUACUGGUGAUGAACACGCUCGUGGGAACUGGGCAUUUUUGGACCAAAUAGCAGCUCUUCGGUGGAUCCAAGAGAACAUUGAACACUUUGGCGGCGAUCCAGGAUCUGUUACUCUCUUUGGCAUAUCUGCAGGAUCUUGCUGUGUUUUUGCACAUGUUUUAUCUCCUCUGUCUAAGGGUCUCUUUCAUAGAGCAAUAUCAGAGAGUGGAAUUCUAAUCCCCCCUGAUAAAGAUUUACAUCUUUCAACAGACCUUAAGAAAAUUGCAAGUGUGUUUAAGUGUGAGGCAAGCAGUUCGCUCUCCCUGAUAAACUGCCUAAGGAAGCAGGAAGCAAACGACAUUGUCUUUAACAGUAGGGGAAUCCCAUUUCUACCCUUAGUUUUGGAUGGAGUAUUUCUUCCUAAGACACCUGAAGAGAUACUGUCGGGAAAAGAAUUCAACACAGUCCCGCUUAUGAUAGGAGUCACCAACAAUGAGUUUGGCUGGAAUAUUCGAUCUACAUCACAAAUACCAGGUUUGAAGGAAGUGGGAGAUAGAAAAUCGAUCAUUUCAACUGUAGAGAUUUUUCUGCCGAUGAUAGAUGUACCGCCAGAGUUUCUGCCUAUGAUAGUGGAUGAAUAUCUAGGAGACACAGAUGAUCCUGCUGAGCUACGGGAUCGAUUUUUGGACUUGCUUGGCGAUGUAGCAAUUGUGAUGCCAUCCAUUAAAGCACUGAAUUAUCACAGGGAGUCUGGAGCUCCUGCCUACUUCUUUGAGUUUCAGCAUCGGCCCACUUCAUACUGGGAUAGUAAACCAGAGUAUGUGAAAGCUGAUCAUGGAGAUGAAGUUGGCUUUGUCUUUGGAGGACCAUAUCUGGCCGGUGAUAUUCAGCUACGUAGUGAAGUUACAGAGGAAGAAAAGAACCUUAGUAGAACUCUGAUGAAGUACUGGGCUAACUUUGCUCGAAAUGGAAAUCCCAAUGGGGAAGGUUUGGUUGACUGGCCUUCUUAUAACCAAAAUGAAGAAUACUUACAGAUAAACCUCAAACAGAAGAAAGCCAGGAAGUUGAAAGAAAAGAAGGUAGACUUCUGGAGAAAGCUGAUGUUUGAAAAGGCAAAUAAGAAAAGAACGGAAACCAAGAAGGUUAAUUUAGAGUUAUAAUUUACCGUCUAAACAUGCACACAAUAGACAAACCCUUAGGAUAGUAAAAGAAAUUGAAAAGACUUUGAGGAUAAAAUAAGGUUUCCCUUCUUUUCACCUUUUUGUCACGAUUAUCAUACUUGCAAUUAGGCACUGUAAUAAUUCCAACUGAUCUCUUUUUCCUUUGUGAUCCUUUACAUCUUCAUGGGUUCAUGUCUGCAACAGAAGCCUCACUUAUUGAUUAUAGGUACCAGAUUUCCCCACUGCUCAGGUCAGAAUAUAGCAGCAAACAUUGUUUUAAUACUGUGAAAUAAAUAAAGUCUCCAUCUGGAAGUAAAACUGCCUU